CAAUCCAAGGCGAAUAAGCCCCACAACGGGCCCCUUAGGUUGGAAAUGUUUUAGCCUCCUCCACUUGCGACCCCACAGCUCUUUAUCAUCGGAUCUUUAACCUUUUUUUUUUUUUUUUUUUUUUUGGAACCUCCAACUUCACGCUAUUCGUUGUUUCGUAACAUCCCGUAACAUAAGAUAGAGCUGUGCUAAGAGGUGGUAUUAGGGCACUGGUUGCAUAGUCCCUAGAUUCUCGGAUAUGAUGCCCUAAGAGCUCUCUUAGACAUAAUGUCGGUCACCUUACACACCACUCAAGGUGAUCUCAAAAUUGAGGUCUUCUGUGAAAGCGUGCCUAAGACCGCCGAGAACUUCCUAGCACUAUGUGCGUCAAACUACUAUGAUCAGUCGCCAAUUCACCGGUUGAUCCCUGGCUUCAUGGUCCAAACAGGUGGUCCGGCAAACCCCACGCCAGAUAACCCAAAAGGCGGCCGGUCAAUCUGGGGCGGGACAUUUGAGGAUGAGAUCCGGCCGGUCCUUAAGCAUAACUCCCGCGGAACCGUGUCUAUGGCAAAUAAAGGACCCGGGACGAACGGCUCACAGUUCUUCAUCCUCUUCGAUAAGGCACCUCAUCUGGACGGUCUAAAUACCGUGUUUGGCAAGCUCAUCGGGGACGAUAGUCUGGCCACUUUGGCUAAGUUGGAAGCUCUCGAAGUGGACAAGAAGAAUCGGCCAAAGGAGAAGGUGUUAAUCGAAAAGGUGACUAUCCACGCGAAUCCGCUGGCGGCUUGAGUGUUACAAUCCUACUCCAGAGUACCAUAUAAAAAUCUAUAGCCACGGCGUAUCUGAGUUAGUAAAUACAUGGGAGCUAGUAGGAGCAACGCCAUAGUUGAAAUACUAGCCGUUAACUUGAGUUAUUGGUCUCUCUUCUUCUCCAGUCACCUCUAUCCUUGCUGUUUUGAGUUAUUAGAUAAUGAUAGCAGACGUUACUGAAGAGGAUAUUUGCUUCCAAAGUACGUAGGUACAAGUAUUAGGUAUUUAUUUACAAAUAGUUCAGAAUUUACCCAGGCCACAUGAAAUGUUCUCAGGGAACUACAUUGGCAAGCUCAUACGUGCUUACC
Molecule: messenger RNA, 1097 nt
Organism: Daldinia caldariorum
Lineage: Eukaryota; Fungi; Ascomycota; Sordariomycetes; Xylariales; Hypoxylaceae
Product: cyclophilin-like protein
Exons: 2
Coding region: 268-768 (166 amino acids)
Biological process (GO): protein peptidyl-prolyl isomerization
Cellular component (GO): catalytic step 2 spliceosome
Molecular function (GO): peptidyl-prolyl cis-trans isomerase activity
Source: RefSeq, a predicted model, not a curated record